Mycetomoellerius zeteki is the source of this 1083-nucleotide messenger RNA. RefSeq lists its product as uncharacterized. The record is from RefSeq and is a predicted model, not a curated record. Lineage: Eukaryota; Metazoa; Arthropoda; Insecta; Hymenoptera; Formicidae. The coding region runs from base 181 to 990 and encodes 269 amino acids. The transcript is spliced from 7 exons.
UGCAGUAAUGAAGAUAGCUUCAAAGUAAGCAUUCUCGUUGAAAAGGAAUUCUUUGAAUGUUCAGAUCGCUCUUUUCACCAUCACCGCCAUUACGUUGUCAUAUUAAAAAUAUACGCAGAAUUUCUGCUUCUAUGUGAAAGACGAAUUUACGAAGUUAACAGCAGAACAUAACACGCAUUAAUGGCUAGUAAGAAAAAAUAUGUUGAGAAACUUCCAAUGGCGUCAUUAACCGAACCAGUGCGAAAAAGCGUUUUAGACGUAAUACAAUAUAAUCUUCGCGCCAUUGGUUACAAAACUUACAUUACGCGAGUCGUUUACAUCGGGAAAUAUCGCGGAACUCAUGAAGUUUUACGAAAGAGAAUGGAAAAUAUUAUACGAGAUUUAUGCAUGGAUUACAAUAACAUGUCCAUUACAGGACUAUUUCUUGUUUACCCAUCAUGUUACAUUCACGUGUUAGAGGCGUGGGAAGAUAUCAUUUAUAAGCACUACGAGCUUAUGUACGCCUUAGACGACGAUGAAUGCAAAUUCGGAAAAGCAAUUCCUUUGCCUUCGUAUCAUCACGUUCAUCAAAGAUUCUUCUCAGGAUGGUGCCACGUCUACAUGAUACCGCCGACUUUAAUAGGGACGUUAGAAGCUCAUACAUUGGACGACAUUCUAAAGCAAGUCUCAAACUGUCUAAUAAAGGUGUACACGUUAUGCGAGUAUAUUGCAAACGCGGUUCACGAAAAGUCGAUCGACGCUCAAGACGUGCUACGGAACUUGGGAGACAAAGCGGCCUGGUAUCUCCCCGAGAGCACAGUUCUCGAGUUUCUCUUGAACGUGAAUUCGCCCGUGCUCAAAACCGUCGAGGAGUAUUUGCAAAUGUAUUCUGAUGCGUCGCCGAGUGCAUUCUGGGACGAUAAUAAUGUCUGGCCACCGCCUUGCGAUAUUAUGCCUCGCGACGCGUUCGAUGGCCGAAAGGUUCCGGAUCACCGGAACAGCGAAAAGUAGAAAUGUGCCCUGGAAACCAACUGUCGCAAGCAAGAUGCGGAAAAAUGAUGAUUUAUCUUCUUUCUUUUUCUUUUUACUCUUGAUGUUCCCUUG